This is a messenger RNA of Penicillium brevicompactum, 588 nucleotides long. RefSeq lists its product as uncharacterized. The record is from RefSeq and is a predicted model, not a curated record. Gene Ontology annotation, molecular function: methyltransferase activity. NCBI's taxonomy places the organism in Eukaryota, Fungi, Ascomycota, Eurotiomycetes, Eurotiales, Aspergillaceae. Bases 1 to 588 code for a protein of 195 amino acids. The transcript has a single exon. Gene Ontology annotation, biological process: methylation.
AUGGAGGUGGAACAGAUCCCCCAAGGUCACCCUGAUGCCAAGAAUUUCUUGCCGCGGCAAUUUGAGUCAAAUCAACUAUUUGAAUUAGCCAUCUGUGACGGCCAAGUUCUCAGAAAACAUGAACGCGCCGCCUAUCGAGAAGUCCGAGAAGCUAGACGGUUAACAGUGACGCAAUUAUCUCUUGGUCUUCAGUUUCUCCGACCCGGCGGGACCAUGAUUCUCCUUCUUCACAAGCUUGAAGCGUGGGAUACUGUGACACUCGUCUUCACAUUUAGUGAAUUUUCCUCAGUGCAACUUUUCAAGCCAAAGUCGGGUCAUGCCAAGCGAUCAUCAUUUUAUAUGGUUGCGACCGGCAUCCAAAGUCAGUCCGACAAAGCCCUUCGAGCAAUUAAUAGGUGGAAAAGAAUUUGGCGUGUGGCUACUUUUGGCUCCGAUGACGAGUAUCGGGAGGAACUCCGGAAAGAAGAUCUUCAAGUGGAGACAGUGAUUGAGCGUUUUGGCCAAGAACUUGUUGCUUUAGGUAACGAAAUUUGGAAAGUUCAGGCCAACGCACUCAAAAAGGCACCAUUUAUCAAGUCUAUUGUCUGA